Messenger RNA from Panonychus citri (citrus red mite), 2801 nucleotides. Its product is annotated as protein embryonic gonad-like. The record is from RefSeq and is a predicted model, not a curated record. Gene Ontology annotation, molecular function: nuclear receptor activity; zinc ion binding; RNA polymerase II cis-regulatory region sequence-specific DNA binding. The coding region runs from base 432 to 2372 and encodes 646 amino acids. The transcript has 6 exons. NCBI's taxonomy places the organism in Eukaryota, Metazoa, Arthropoda, Arachnida, Trombidiformes, Tetranychidae. Gene Ontology annotation, biological process: positive regulation of transcription by RNA polymerase II; negative regulation of transcription by RNA polymerase II; cell differentiation.
UAUCAAGUUUUACACAACAAUCAGGUAAAUCUGGUUAGAUACCUGCAGAAAAGUUGGCAAACAAUCAACGAAAAAGUGAUUUUUUAUUAUCACAACAAAAAGUAUAAACAAAAUAUGAUCAAUCAAUUAGCAACAAUUAACUUUAGAUGUGACAAUUUGAUCAUCAACACACUAAACCUAAUUAAAGGGAGAGAAAACUUAAUGGAAUUGAAGAGUUAAUAAUCUAAUUCUAAUCCAGGAUAGUUAAUUGUUGAAAGGAUCGAAAAGAUAAUUAGUAGAAUGAGAAAAAGAGAGAGAGAAAAGAGAAACUCUCACAAUUGUAAUAAUUCCACAAUUUAAGGUAAAACCAGAUUCCGUUGUUCCAAAUUUUUCUCUCUUCUUUUCUCUUUUGUUCUCAGUUGAUUUUAUCACCACGUUUUCUUUGCAAUUUAAUGUCAAACAAUUCAAGUUCUUCCAAUGAUCCCAACAAUCAACAUGUUUGUCGUAUUUGCUCCGACCGAGCAAUCGGUUAUAAUUUCAGUGUCCUCACAUGUGAACCAUGUAAGGCCUUCUUUAGACGGACAGCGGACAAACUAGAGGAAUUACAAUGUCCGUUUAAUAACGACUGUGAUAUUGAUAAAAUUACCAGGAAAAUAUGUCGCCGAUGUCGUUUGGUAAAAUGUCUUAAAGUUGGCAUGAGAAAAGAUUGGGCUCAAAGUGAUGAUGAGAAAAAAUCUCGAUUUGAAAAUUGUACCAAUUUGUCUCGUGGGUGUGGUAGUGUCAAAAGUUCUACUAUCAGUUCAAGAUCAUCUAAUUACAAUUGCAAAGAUAAUUUAUUACGAGAUUUUAAAAUGUGUAACAAAUUAACUUCAAGGAGCUUCGUUAAAGAUAAUGAUUCCAUCUCAUCUAAUCGUAAUACCUGGUCAUCAUUAUCUCUGCCCACGCCUUCACCAUCGCCAUCUUCUUCAUCAUUAUCAAUGUCUUCAGCUAAAAUGGGAGCUUCUUUCAUGCAAUUAUCUGGUAAAUCAACUUCAUCCUGCUCUUCACCAUCUUCAUCCCUGCAAUCAUCAAAAUCAUGUUCAAAUCUUAAUCGUUAUGGUCCAAACAAACAACAUUCUGGUUUGAUGCCUGCACCUUGUUCAUCUUCAGCAUCCUCAUCAUCUUCCUCUUCAUCAAUUAUUCCAACCAUUGAUCUGAUGAAUUCUCUACAACGAACUUAUUACCCUCAAUCUAAUUGUAAACAACCAAGACAGGACAUUCAAAGUAUUUUAAAAUCAGACAGUAAUUCCGAUUGGUUGAUUAGAUUUCUAGUUGAAAGCCAUGCACUAAAUUUACCAACAUCUAGACUAUCGGUAGAUCAAUUAAAUUCUGAAUCGAGUAUUGUAAACAAAACUGAUCAAUCUUCAACAAUUCGUGCAACGGAAACGGCUACUUGUUUACAACAACCACAACCACAAUCAUCAUCAUCGUCAUCAUCAAGAUCGGAAUCCAAUCCUUGUACCCGAGUUGGUGUAAUUGUUGAUGGACGGAAAUUAGCACCAUCACCGACACCGAUGAUUAGCUCAAAAAAGACUUGUGUUUAUCCACCAGGGUUAUCCUGCUCGGAUCGACAAAAACAACAACCACCAUCAUUAACACCAAUCAAUCAAACUGAUUGCAAUUUGAAAGCCCGAGUGAUUCGUAAAAUUUUGGACGCUAAUUUUGCUCCAAGUCAUUUAAAGCAAGGAUGUCGAAAAGGAUUCGCAUUAGAUGAUCUAGAAUCUGAAACGAUCGAUAGUUUAGUCAAUGCUUUCGAUUUUUUUAAUCAACCACUAACCGUAAACAAUUGUGAAUUAACCUCCAUUGAAGGUGUAACACAAUUUACCGACCUUUAUCUAGAAAAAUUGAUCUCCGGUUGUAGGUGUUUAUCUUCUUACUCUAAAUUGUGUCUAGAAGAUCAAAUCACUCUGGUCAAAGGAGGAUUUCCCGAUAUACUGACCGUUAAAAGUCACUUUUGUGCCUCAAUGUCAACCACCUCAUCCUCACCCAGACCGAGCGAUAACUGUUGGCAAGCAACUAAUCAACAACCUGAUAAUCCUUUGAGACGAGUUGAAGAUUCAUUUAGCAAUGAAAGUGAUCAAGGAAACACAAUUAACUUGAACUGGAUCAGUGAUCCUAAAGUUAUUUGUAUUUUAAUUGCAAUCGUCCUAUUCAACCCUGAUCUUCCUAACUUGCAAGCAAUUGAUACAAUUAAACUUGAACAAUAUACGUACAUUUACCUGUUGAAACGAUAUUUAGAAUCACAAUGUGGCUCAUCAUGUCGAGCGCGAACUGAACAUUUUAAUUUAAUCUUUUCUAUUGAGAAAAUUAUGGUAACACGAAUGGAGCGAACAUCUCAUUCAUCGAACGAUUGACCACUGGCUAUUCUUUUGUGACCAGUUGAUUCAUUUGUUUUUUUCUCACAAUUCUUCGCACAUUUAAAUGGAAACAUUCACUCUUAUGUAAAACUAACGCUGGGAAUUACGAAAAUAAUCAAUUAAUCAAUCCGGGAAUACAAUCUAUUUAUUGAUCUCCGCAUUUGUUUGCUUGAUUGCUAGGAAAAAACAAAGCUCGAUCUAAUAUUUUCAAUCACAAUUAAUCAACUGUUUUAACCAACACCAUUUACUUGUUAGACUAAAUCAAUUCAACAAUGAGAUUGAUUCUGAUAAAAAAAAAAUAAGACCAACAUCUAGAAAUACAAAAGAUUAGUUAAAUUUUCUGAACUUAUUGUGAGUUAAUAUAAUAUUAUUUUAAUAUUACUAUUCGUAUUAAUAAAAGUAUAAAAUCAUCCUUUGUAAUAACAA